This is a messenger RNA of Coffea eugenioides, 1405 nucleotides long. RefSeq lists its product as uncharacterized. The record is from RefSeq and is a predicted model, not a curated record. The transcript has 5 exons. NCBI's taxonomy places the organism in Eukaryota, Viridiplantae, Streptophyta, Magnoliopsida, Gentianales, Rubiaceae. Bases 343 to 978 code for a protein of 211 amino acids.
UAGAACCCCAACCUUUUACAUUUACCUAAUCGAAGGUUCAAUGGCAAGGACAGAUUAGUCCAUGAGUUAGAACAAUAGCAGCAGCAUUAGCAGUUCUGCAAUUGGAUUGGAUGAGCGUAACCAACAGCAAAGAAAAGCAAAGCCCACAAAAGAAAGAAAGAAAGAAAAGGAAAGGGAUUCCGGAGGAAGCCAGCCAGCACUGCCGCCGUUGCCAACCCACCCAUGACCCCGCCCGACUGGGAGUGGGAGGACGUUGAAUUGAAUCGAAUCGAAUAGAAUAAUAAAGAGUAUUAUUAGCGAGGCGGAAAACAAAGUAGUGGUUACUCUUUCUACAUUCAUUAAAUGGAACAACAAGAACCGCAGACCCAAAGCAAAAUCAGCUUCCAUCAAACUCAUACUGAAACCAUCAUCCCCAUCCGCCAGGAUCAGGAGGUAGCCAACCACCAUUUCCAAACUGCUGCCCUACCAAUACCAUCACCUCCUCCUCCCCCUCCUCCUCCUAUUGACGAGGAGAAAAAUGGUAAUCAAUUCGACCAUCGGUUUCAAAGAACUGAUCAAUGGCGCCCAGUUUAUUCCUGGUUAGAGUCGUUGGCUACAGAUGAGCCAGUUAAAUCUAAGGAUAUUUUAGACUGGCUGACAGAAAAUCCAGAAGUCAGAGAACAGUUAUAUACAAGGCAUUCCCGUUACCACUUGAUGCAUUACAUCAAAAAAUGCCACAUGAAAAUAUUGAAGAGAAAGGAGAAGAAGAUGGGAGUGCAAGUUACACAUAAAGUUCAUUCUGACGAUGUGCAAACCAGUGUGGAGACUAAAGCCAUUGUUCCAGUUCAGAAUACAGCGAAUAAUUUGAGCAGCCUACCUCUGGAUAGUGACCUGUAUAAAGCAAAACAGAAGGAAGCACUUCAAAAAUAUGAGAUUUUGAUUGACUUGGAGAAACAGCUGUUGAAUCUGAUUUCGACGUGUGAUAAUCGACCAUCUUGAAGGACUCUGAUCUGACAAGUUGCAUUUGGUUGAUCGUAUAUCAUAGCAUAUGCUAAAUUUUGGUGGUGCAGUUUGGUGAUAGCAAUUCUUUUGUUGCCAAACAUAGCUUCACCUUGAUAGAUACUCAACAAGUUUACUACUGCUGUAAAGAGUCUCUUGUAUCUCUGCAACCUCCUCGCAUCUCUCCCUGUAUCAGUAACGGUAAUUUAAAAUAAAAAAGGGUCCCUUGUAUGCAUCUUUGCAACCUCGUUAUUGCAUUAAAGUAGUGGUUAGUUCUCUUAUAGAUAUUGCAAUAGAGCAGUGGUUAGUUCUCUUUAUGGACACUGCUAUAGGUUAUUUUACCGAGGAGAAAGUACCUGCAAAAGCUUUGGCAGUCUGGAGUUUGUGAUAUGCACCUAAUGUAAUGUACGAUAAAAUUUCAUGAAAG